AUGAAUGUGGUGAAUUAUCUGAAAUCCAAUUCGUUGGAUCAAAUGAAAUCAGAAUAUUCAUUGCGAAUUAAAGAGUAUCAAGAACAAGGUUUAAUAGUUCUGAAUUAUUUGACUUUGGCAAAAAAAUCGGCAAUUCCAAACGAGUGUCGUGGUUUAAUAUUAUCGACUGACUGGAAAGUGAUAUCAAGAUCAUUUGAUCGAUUUUUCAAUUACAACGAAAGCGGCUGUGCAUUGCACAACAAUGACGAAUGUUACGCGAUUGAAAAGAUUGACGGCAGUAUAAUCAAAAUCUAUCAUUUCAACAGUAUGUGGAAUGUUUCAACGCGCGGAACUGCAUUUGCGGAAUGUACUAUCGCUGAUACACACACAACAUACAAACAAGCUGUGUUUGAAGCUCUGGGGCUUAUUAAUGCUGGCGACGCUAUCAAUGAGCAAGACGAAGAGCGAUUUCAACAAUUUUGCCGAGAUUGCAACAUGAAUGCCGAGCUAACGUAUAUUUGUGAAUUGACUGGAAAAAAUAACCAUAUUGUAACUCAGUACAAUCCGCACAAAUACGAACUCUGGUUGCUGGGCAUUCGACGCAACGAUUUAAUCGGAGAAUAUACAUGUGUGAAUUCUGUGCAGCUGACUGAUACAAUUCUUCAACCGAAACAGUUCACGUUUAAAAAUAUAGAGGAAUGCGUCGAACGGGCAAAUAAUCUCCCAGAUUUGCAAGAGGGCUUUGUGAUCUACAAUCGAGCAACAUCCGAACCAAUUUUGAAAGUCAAAUCACCAAUCUAUGUUCAUGUACAUAAUUUUACAACGAACGGCAGCACCACAUAUAAUGAUGUUUGCAGAAUGAUUGUGAACGGCGAAUGGACGGAAUUUUUGGCUUAUAAUCCAAAUCAAAAACAUACAUUUGAUGAAUGUUUCCUGGCCAUUGGCAAAUAUUUUGAAACAGCACAAGCUGAAUAUGAAGAACUAUGCAAAAUUAUCAAAUCUGAGAAAGAUUUUCAAAAGUUCAUGAAGAAACCAUGGAAAGCGCUUGCAAUCGCAACAUUCAAGAAGAAAGAAGGAAACUUGCGCGAAGAGUUUUCGAAUUGGGAUGAAGCAAAACAAUUGGAAUUUUUGUUAAAAGAAGUAAUACGGAAUAUGGAUGAGAAUUGA
Messenger RNA from Sitodiplosis mosellana (orange wheat blossom midge), 1146 nucleotides. RefSeq lists its product as uncharacterized. NCBI's taxonomy places the organism in Eukaryota, Metazoa, Arthropoda, Insecta, Diptera, Cecidomyiidae. Bases 1 to 1146 code for a protein of 381 amino acids. The record is from RefSeq and is a predicted model, not a curated record. The transcript has a single exon.